Eruca vesicaria subsp. sativa (arugula) is the source of this 339-nucleotide messenger RNA. Lineage: Eukaryota; Viridiplantae; Streptophyta; Magnoliopsida; Brassicales; Brassicaceae. The record is from the annotation of a GenBank genome assembly.
AUGCUGUCUUCCCGAGCUUUUAAUGCAGCGGCACGUUCGUCUCUCAGACAUCCUCUUCUCGCCAAGAGACUAGCUUCCUCUGGUCGAACCGCUGAUCCUAAGAUCCAUGGUCGCAACGAUGGAGACGAGCCUAGUCUUUUCCCAACAGACCCCGAAGGUUUGGAUGAUGUAGCAAAUCCCAAGACUCCGGCAGAUGAGGUUGUACCGGACAUUCGACCACCUGGUUUUGAAAAGGAACCGCUUAAGCCUCCUAAAAACCCAAGAGCCACUUCACACAAAAUUGAGUCUACUCCGGUUGGUCUGCCCGCAGACCGUAGUCUACAACAGAAACGAAAAUAA